AUGUCAUAUUCGGACGGCAGGGCGUCGUCCAGCCGUGGAUCGGGAAACAGUCGAAAUUCUGUUAAAUCCAAAUUUGAUUCGGAAUGGAGAAGAUUUUCUCUGACAGCAGAAAGUCCAGAAGUCUAUUCUUAUGACAGUUUUCGUGCUCUCGUAGAGAAGUUACAUCAUCUCGAGAAUGUUCCUUUCACAUUAUGUUAUAACUCAGCUGGUGGAGACCUGCUCCCAAUCACUAACGAUGAAAAUCUCCGUAAAUCAUUCGAGUCUGCUCGCCCAACUCUUCGCCUUCUUAUCCAGCGAAAAGGCGAGUCGUGGGAGGAGAAGUACGGCUACGGUACCGAUAGCGAUAGGAGAAGGAAAGGCCUUUCUGCAUUGAUACCUGUACAGAAAGCGCCAAGAAGGAAUUAUUCAAUAUCAAAUCCCGAAGAUUUUCGACAAGUUUCUGCCAUCAUUGACGUCGAUAUUGUACCAGAAGCUCAUCGUCGAGUGCGUCUUUGCAAACAUGGGUCCGACAGGCCUCUUGGAUUCUAUAUCAGAGAUGGAACAUCGGUUAGAGUGACAGAACGUGGUGUCGCAAAGGUCCAAGGUAUAUUCAUCUCUCGUCUCGUGGACGGUGGCCUAGCUGAAUCCACCGGUCUUCUUGGCGUUAAUGAUGAGGUGCUCGAAGUCAACGGAAUCUAUGUGCAAGGCAAAACUCUCGAUCAGGUUACUGAUAUGAUGGUGGCAAAUGCUCAUAACCUUAUCAUCACAGGUGAGCCUUCUUUGAAUCAUGAUGCCAAAGACCUGUAA
Messenger RNA from Haemonchus placei, 786 nucleotides. The record is from the annotation of a GenBank genome assembly. NCBI's taxonomy places the organism in Eukaryota, Metazoa, Nematoda, Chromadorea, Rhabditida, Trichostrongylidae.